CAGCUGAGAGGAGAGCGUCAUGGCGGUGUAGAGCGGAUUACUCUCAAUGUUUACAUUCCGUUUGCCGUCUCUUUUCUGAUUUUACUCCGAUUUUUACCGCAACAGGGCGCAUCUUCUGCGGCGAACGCGUGAAGCAGUCUGCAAGAGAGGAGAGGUUAAAAAAGACAUUCUGUCUUUCUUCGAGCGUCUUCUCGACACACAGACAGACCGAUCCAGAUCCAGAUCCAGAUCCAGAAGCAGAAGCAGGUCGGUCGGUGUGUUUGCCGUCUGUGGGACUGAGAUCCUCUCUGGCCGUCCGUCCCGGGGUCAUGGUUGAAGAGGGGCAGCAGCGUUUGGAGGCCCGUGGGAGCCCUGUACCGGAGGACGAGCAGGUCCCGUUCCCGCUGCUGCAGGGCGAGUGUGUGGAGCAUGUCGUGAGAGCAGAGGAGUCCCUCAUUGCCUUAACCAGCUACCGCCUUCACAUCAAACUGCAGGAGAACGUCAUCAAUGUUCCUCUGCAGCUGAUUGAAAGUGUGGAGUGUCGGGAUCUGACACAGCUGCACCUCACCUGUAAAGACUGUAAGCUCAUCAGGUGUAACUUCCUGUCGGCGGAGCAGUGUCAGGAUUGGCUGAGGAGGAUCAGCGCAGUCGUGCGGCCGCCGGCACGGCUGGAGGAGCUCUUCGCCUUCGCCUUCCUCUCGUGUAGCACCAGCGUCUCCGCAGAGGACAGAGAGGUGCAUGAUGGGAUCUGCCGCGCAGGAGGACACCAGCGGAGGUUCAAGCGAGAGCUGGAGAGGAUGGGCUUCGACACCCACAGUGCCUGGAGAAUCUCCACCAUCAACAGCAACUACAGGCUUUGUGCCAGUUACCCAGAGCAAAUAAUCGUGCCUGCUGCCGUCACCGACCAGGAGCUGGAGAAGGUGGCGGCGUUCAGAUCAUGGAAGAGGAUCCCGGCCGUCGUUUACAGACACCAGAGUUCGGGCGCUGUGAUUGGUCGAUGCGGGCAGCCUGAGGUCAGCUGGUGGGGUUGGCGUAAUGCUGACGAUGAGCAUUUGGUCCAAGCCAUCGCUAAAGCCUGUGUCACGGAUCAGGCUGCAAACACAGCGCAGGCUAACGGCUCCUGCGUUCACCACCACGUCCCCGGUGAGCUCAGUGACUCCGAUCCGCACACGGCCAAUGGGAGUGCAGAGGUGGAGCCGAAGGCCACGCCCCCUCAGAAGCUGUUGAUAAUGGACGCGCGCUCGUACGCGGCUGCGGUAGCCAAUCGGGCGAAAGGAGGCGGCUGUGAGUGUCCAGAGUACUACCCCAGCUGUGAGGUGAUGUUCAUGGGGAUGGCCAACAUCCACUCCAUCCGGAAGAGCUUCCAGAGUUUGCGGACGCUCUGCGGUCAAGUGCCUGAUCCGGUCAACUGGCUGUCGGCGCUGGAAGGCACUAAAUGGCUGCAGCAUCUGUCUCUGCUCCUGAAGGCGUCUCUGCUGGUGGUGAACGCGCUGGAUCGGGACCGCAGGCCUGUGCUGGUGCACUGCUCCGACGGAUGGGACCGCACGCCUCAGAUAGUGGCUCUGUCCAAACUGCUGCUGGAUCCCUUCUACAGGACCAUCCAGGGUUUUCAGGUGCUGGUGGAGACGGAGUGGCUGGAUUACGGUCAUAAGUUUGCGGACCGCUGUGGUCACGGCGAGAACGCAGACGAUCUGAACGAGCGCUGUCCCGUGUUCCUGCAGUGGCUGGACUGUGUUCACCAGCUCCAGAGACAGUUCCCCUGCUCCUUCCAGUUCAACGAGGCCUUUCUGGUGAAGUUAGUGCAGCACACGUACUCGUGUCUGUUUGGGACGUUCCUGUGUAACAGCGUGAAGGAGCGCGAGGCGCAUUGCGUUCAGGAGAAGACGUGCUCCGUUUGGUCUCUGCUGCGGCCCACCAACGCUUCCUUCCACAACAUCCUCUACUCGCCGCGCUCUGAGACGGUUUUGCACCCGGUGUGUCACGUGAGGAAUCUGAUGCUGUGGAGUGCCGUCUACCUGCCCAACUCCGCCCCCUCCACGCCUUCUGACGAGUCAUGUGUGCCACACUCCGCCCCCUCAGCCUCGCCCGAGGACACGCCUGUGGGCAGGUUACCAAAGACACGGUCGUACGACGAUCUGCCCACGUCCUGUGAGGGUUUGACCCCAAACCGCCGCAGCAGCGACCCAAACCUGAAUGAGAAGUGGCAUGAGCGUCUGCUAGCUCUGGAGAUCAGCGUGACGACAGAAGCCGACGGAAAGCACUCGCCGGGCGGCCUGGAUCAGAGACUCGGCCUGAACACAAACCUUUCUGAUCAAUUAAACACAGAUCGUUCAGAAAACGGGGCGGAGCUUUCUGUGACUGACAGCCAAAUGCAAAACAUCUCACAGGAAGAGCACAGGAAAAACACGCCUGCCUUCGAUAUCCCCGAGGAAUCGGCUCUGAAUGAGAGCAACAGUGAGGACCAAACGCUCGAGUCGCCUGAGGAGCGUGAAGAAAAACGCCCACCUGCAUCCCAGCAUCCUUUGCAAACUAACGAAAACAUUGAAUUAACACCACAAGGAUUGCAUCUAGAUCAUUGUACUAUUACCCAUGAUUCUUCAGAAUCUAGCAGCCAAUCUUCCAUGGAAAGUUCUUGCAGUCCAAACCACACAACUCAGACUCUUAAUGGCGUCUGUUCACCUUCCCAGCAUCCCGUUCAUCCUCUUUUUCCGUCGGCCGAUCGGGACGCAGCGGGAGACGCUUCUCCGACGUCACCCCACAAGCGCUCGCUGGGUGUUUCCGGGCGUUUAUCGGCGUUAGGGCACCUGGAGAAGGACGGCUUGAGUCUGCACAGCGACGCUGUCCAGGUGCGUCUGCGGCAGAUGGAGGCGGGGCAUCAGCUGCAGGUGGAGACGCUGAAGAAACAGGUGCAGGAGCUCUGGAGCCGUCUGCACGUCAACGGGAAGCUGACGUCUCUGCCAGACGGGGAGAAUAACAUGGAGUCUGGCUGUCUGCAGCGCUGCGGGAACACCGAUCUCCUGCCCGAGUCCAGCUGGGAACAGAUCGAACAGCGGGAAGCAGAGUGGUUCUCGGAUCGCGCGGCGUCUCGCUGCUACGGGUGCGAGAGGACGCUCUGGCUGGCGGCGAGGAAGCAUCACUGCAGCGGCAGAGAGCCGGUUGAGGAGGCCUGGAACUGUGGGAAUGUUUUCUGCGCCAGCUGCUGCGAUCAGAAGGUGGCGGUGUCGAGUCAGCAGCUCCGUGAGCCCAGUCGCGUGUGUCAGGCGUGUUACGGUCACCUGCGGCCCUCCGCCGUCCCUCCGGCGCUCCCUCCCGCCGACCUGGAGCUGGAGAAACCCAUCACCGCCAGCUCCAACUGAGACCGCAUCCGGCCCAAUAAACCACUCCCUCACGCAGAGCCGUAAGAGUGACUGACUUCUGUGCAACACUAAACAGCACUUCAGCGUCCGGGCGGAUUCACACACAUCUUAUUACAAACUCUUAGAAUAUUCAAACGUGCAGUUCCUGAAAAUUUCACUAAAAAUUUCUCAAACAUUUUCUUAAGGCGAGACGCUGCAGGUGAAUAGGGUAAAAAAAUAUUACAUUGAUAAUUGCAAACAUGUAAACUUAUAUUACAAGGUUUCUAAAAUGUUCGGUUUAAAUAUGCAGAUGAGGCAUUAUAUGCACUAAUUUGCAUACAUUUCUAGUACAAAAAUCUGAACACUGGAUGAAAUCAGUUUCACAAUAAAGGACAAAAGCAGUCUUAAGUCGCUGGGGUGUAUUUGUAGCAGUAGACAACAAUACAUUGUAUGGGUCACAAUUAGCAAUAUUUCUUUUAAGCAAAAAAUCAUUAGGAUAUUAAGUAAAGAUCGUGUUCCAUGAAGAUAUUUUGUAAAUUUCUUACCGUAAAUAUAUUAAAACUUAAUUUUUGAUUAGUAAUAUGCAUUACUAAGAAAUUCAUUUGGACAACUUUAAAGGUGAUUUUCUCAAUAUUUAGAUUUUUUUGCUCCUCAGAUUUCCAAAUAGUUGUAUCUCAGUCAAAUUUAUUAUUUAUUCAGCUUAUGUAUAAAUAUCAAUUUUAAAAAAUUGACCCUUAUGACUGGUUUUGUGGAGAAAAAUAUCGACACAAAUAGAUAAAGUGCUAUAAAAGAAACACUUGACGGUGUCUUUUGGAUGUUUUCUUUCCACUAGUCUGAAAAAACACUUAAUGAACAACCCCCAAAAUCUCAAACUUGACAGAUGCAUGAAACCCCAGCGUUAUUGCCUGCAGUGUCUCCCUUUAAGAAGACAAACGAGCUGAAUUUGUGAGUGCAUGUUUCUUCCCAAAGAUUCACUGAUCAAUGCAAUGAAAAACACCUCACGCACUAUUUUCAUCAGUUUGACCAGAUUCACAAAAACAUUAUGAAAUGAAAGGUGCUGUAUGUAAUUUUUUGACUCUUCUGAAGCCAAAAAAUAACAUGUUUGUAGAUAUUUAGGAAACAUGUUACAUAGCCGUUUCUCUGAAAAAUGCUAUCGAUAUUACAUACUGCACCUUUAAGACAUUUCCUAAGAUCAUAUUUAAGUUUGAACGAUUCACGUAAGUAUUCUGAAGUUAACACAUUUCUUAAGAUAAAUUCCAAGAAUUUCAAAAGAAUCAUGAAAAUCUUAUGAAGAUAAUUUCCAAAAAGUUCAUACGAUUCAUGAACAUCUUAUGAAAUUAAGACACAAGAUAAAUGACAAGUUUGUACAAUUCAUGUAAAUGUUCUUAAGCAAAAAUUUCUUAGAUAAAUUCCAACAUUUGUGCGAUUCACAAAAAUCUGAACACAUUUCUUAAGAUAAAUGUAAACGUUUUGGAAUUUAAGUCAUUUCUUAAGAUGACUUCCAAGGCCAUAUGAUACACAGAAAUCUUCUUCAGAAAGAAGUGUGUAAGAAUGUCUUAUUUUUGUUCUUAAGAAGAAAAUGCCAGGCUUAAUUAGGCGUUUAUCUGAUUGCACUUAGAUUCACAAAAAUCUUAAAGAAGUUAAGACGUUUCUUAAGAUAAAUUCCAAGAAAUGCUUACGAAUCUUAAAUUAAAUUCUUGAAUAAAUUAAGUUUUUAAAAUAAUUUUUUUAAUCGUCUGUCAUUUGUUGUUAGUCUUUUUUGUGCUUUCUCUAGAGUGAACCUGUAUCUAUCAUAUCUACUGAAAAUGAUCAAAUCAAAACUUUAUUAAUUAUAUAAGGGUGUUGAGUUGAUACUAAAUUUCAAUGAAUUCAUUAAACGACUUCUCUUUGGGCACUUAAGACUAGUUUGAGGUUAUUUUAUUUUUUAAUUAAGGAAAUAUUUUAUUUUUAAACUUUAUAAGUUAUGAUGAAUUUUUUCAGGAAGUCAGAUUCUUCAUAAAAAACAACAUUCUGAAGAAAUAUUUUUAGGAAUAUAAAAUAUUCUUAAACUUGAAAAAUUUGAAGAAUUAUAUUCUUUGUGAAUCUGGCCCCUGAGCUUCUCUUUUGAUUAUUUUUAUAUGGUCAUGCUUCAAAAAGACUAAAAAUAGUGCACGACAUUAAUGUAAAUACGAGUUAAACUCGGCUCUCCGUGCGUCGGUUGCAUGGAGAGCAGCAGCUCCGAUGCUCUUCAGACGUGUUGCACUGAAGAAAGAAACUCUUACGGGUUUGAAGCACCAUGAGAGCGAGUUUUAAUGUGAACUUCCUGUAAGACACGACUCUUAUAAUCAUGUUCUCCGGUCGGAGGAGUUUUGCACACUUGAAUCCGUGUACAUGUAAUUUGUAUGUAUGUCAUGUGACGUGUACAGCCAAUGUAAUGAAAGCCUGAUGGACUGAAUGAUGAACUCCAGCAAUACUGCACAGGAUCACAGAGCAUCGCCUGAAUCUCAUCAGGACGAUCCGUGUCUGAUCUCAAACGCGUCUGCUGCCGCUUCGCUGUCUGGUCGAGGGGCUGGAUGGACUCGCCCUGAUGAAAUCUCCCACAAUGCUGCUGUCUUUCCUCUCUGUGUCAGCCAGAGUUUGUAUGAGCCGUCGCUGCUGCUGCUGCUGUCGCUUAUGGAGGCGUUUGUGUGAAUGACAUUAAAGCACAACACACUGCCAACCUGA
Messenger RNA from Onychostoma macrolepis, 6017 nucleotides. Its product is annotated as myotubularin-related protein 3. The record is from RefSeq and is a predicted model, not a curated record. The coding region runs from base 309 to 3335 and encodes 1008 amino acids. Gene Ontology annotation, molecular function: protein phosphatase binding; metal ion binding; phosphatidylinositol-3,5-bisphosphate 3-phosphatase activity. Gene Ontology annotation, biological process: regulation of autophagy; dephosphorylation. Lineage: Eukaryota; Metazoa; Chordata; Actinopteri; Cypriniformes; Cyprinidae. The transcript has 20 exons.